AUGGUCAAGGAGCGGGCUGAAUGGGAGAGGUAUCGUGAGUGCCUAGUGAACCAGGUUAAAGAUUAUGAGAAAGCUAAGGCUGCCUUCGUUGAAGAGAAGGCCAAGUUUGAAUCUGAUAGGAAAUCAGAAGAGUGGGGUCGUGAAGGCCUUUGGGGCAAACUUCGUGCUGCUGAGGAACUGCUGGCGAAAGAGAAGGCUGAAUGGAAGAAGAUAUGCGAGAAGGAUAAUCAGCGCAUGUAUGCGGCGCGCACGAAGAUCACUGAGUUUGAGGGUAAGGUUGCGGAGCUGACCGGGAAGGUCGAAGAUGCGCAGGCUACUAAGGAGAAUGCUGAGGUUGAACUGGCUGAGGUGAAGGCACAGUUAUCCGGUAAAGAGAAGGACUUGAAGACCAAGGACGUCGAGAUUGCAGAGUUGAAACGUCGCCUACGAGAGCAGGUUGACAAAAGUGAGUCCUUGGAGAUCGACCUUGAAGCGGAGAAGGGAAAAGCUGCUUCUGCUGAGGAAACAGACAAAAGGCCGAGGAGGCGCGCGAUGGCCAACUCCAUCCUAAAUGCUGGAGAACUAGAUGGAGUUGUUGCUGCUCUUAUAGAUGCUUCCCGCGCGGUUGGUCACCGUGGAGGUUUUCUGGAGUGUGCGCAGCAUGUCGAAGAAGUGUUUGGGCAAGAGUUUGACACUAGUCAUUGCUCAGUGACCAAUGAAGCUGAUGCCGAGUUGGCUCACGCUGAAAAUGCAUAUGAUCAUCUAUCACUGCCUGUGAUGGACUUGGUCGCAAAGGCUUUAGAGCAUGACGACUGGUGUCAACGUUUAAAAACCAUUCUCGACCCGCCAGAAACUGUUGAAUUAUCUGAUGAGGAGGAACCGGCGGGCAAUGAUGGUGAUGGUGAUGGUGGCAAACAUGAUGAUGAUGGUGACGACGACGAGCAUGACGAUGACGAUGAUGGUGAUGGUCAUGAGUGA
Helianthus annuus (common sunflower) is the source of this 957-nucleotide messenger RNA. RefSeq lists its product as uncharacterized. The record is from RefSeq and is a predicted model, not a curated record. The transcript is spliced from 3 exons. Lineage: Eukaryota; Viridiplantae; Streptophyta; Magnoliopsida; Asterales; Asteraceae. Bases 1 to 957 code for a protein of 318 amino acids.